UAAAGUUGACUUGACGUUUCAAUUUACCUAAAUGUAUGUAAUGUAGGUCUGUAGUUUGUGUUUUUGUACAAAGUUUUACACCUUGGCUGAUUCUAAUAAUUUACAAUCAAAAUGUCACCUCCAUCGGAAUUAAGUUUUGAAGAAAUAUUAAAAUAUAUGCUUUUGCAUAAUGGCAAGGUGACUAAUCACGAGUUAGUGAAACAUUUCAAAGUGUUUUUAAUGAAUCCUGAUAUGAGAGACGAAGCCAGGAGUACAUUUAAGAAACAUGUGAACACUCUAGCAAUAAUAAAAAAUCAAAACAAUGAGAAGUGGCUUAUACUUAAAAAGAAAUAUAUGCCAAGUAACGGUAAAGAUAACGAAGAUGCUAGUGAAAAAAUACCAGAUUCAGCCAACACGACUGCCACUGAAGCACCCGCAGAACCUGAAACUAACAUUACUGAAGAGCCACCCCAACGUCCACCACUGCCUUUGCAACUUAAUCAAGAUUUCAACAUAUUAUCUAAUCUCAUUCAAGAUACCUCUCAAGUUGUUAGUAAUGCUGGUCCCAUACCAGAAAAUGAGAGCUUUGGAUCCACUCCUAGUGAAGAUAUACCUCCCAAGGUAUACCCACGUAGACGGUCAUCGGAAAAGAGCAUUGAGAAAAGGUUAAGCACCCAGGAUCUACAGGGACAGAGUGCAUCAGUACCAUUUCAAGAUGAAACAACAUCUGAUCACUCAAUGUCACCAACUUUAACUUCCUCUAGAAGUGAGAGUAUGUUAGUUGACAGUGAACAAACCAUCUCAGUGAAGGAAAGAAAACAAAUGUUUAAUAGAAUGGCUUCGGAGAGUGACGUGUUGAAGACUAAACCGAGUGGCAACUUAAGCCAGGGUGUGGAUGAAGAAGACAGGGUUUCCUUAGAUCAAAAGAGUGAGACUGAUCCGUUAGACUCGAAGCAAAAGCAAUGGAUUCUAUGUGCUGCAAGAGGAGAUUAUCAUGCUUUGGCAAAGAUGUGCAAGGAGAAUGCUAAACUUGUUAAGACUAAGGAUCCGUUCACGGUAAGUUUUCUUCAAUUUCAAGAUUUUUGUUUCCAUAUUCAGUGCCAUGAACAAAGUAAAAUUUUCGGAAAAACUCAACAAAAGACAGAAGUAAGGUGUUCCAAUAAGUACAUUGAAACUAAAGCAUGA
Messenger RNA from Helicoverpa armigera (cotton bollworm), 1164 nucleotides. RefSeq lists its product as uncharacterized. Bases 112 to 1164 code for a protein of 350 amino acids. NCBI's taxonomy places the organism in Eukaryota, Metazoa, Arthropoda, Insecta, Lepidoptera, Noctuidae. The record is from RefSeq and is a predicted model, not a curated record. The transcript has 6 exons.